Messenger RNA from Porites evermanni, 1367 nucleotides. The record is from the annotation of a GenBank genome assembly. NCBI's taxonomy places the organism in Eukaryota, Metazoa, Cnidaria, Anthozoa, Scleractinia, Poritidae.
AUGGCAUUUUCAGAUCAACUACCAAAUUUCGAGAUAAAGAUUUUCGACGAUGAGCAAAACGAAAGGAUUGAUGGAAGGUUUGUUCCGAUGACAGAUAGCAAAGUUGAUAAUUUGAUCGAAACGGAGGAAAAUGCCACCGCAAAGAGAAAGACACUGUACAACAUAAAUUUUGUCAAGCAGUUUCUAACAGAACACGGCGAGAGGAAAAGCAUUGAAGAGAUUCCAGCGGUUAAACUUAACAACUACGUAAGCAAAUUCAAAGUCGCUGCAAGAACAAAAAAAGGCGAAGAGUACGAAUCUUCUUCACUUGGAGGAAUUUUGUCGAGUGUUGAGCGCCAAUUACGUCGCGCCGGUUAUUAUCAAAGACAACGAUUUUCAAAAGACACGAGAUACCCUUAAAGCAAAACAGAAAGAACUGAAGCGAUAAGGGAAGGGCAAUAAACCCAAAGCAAUCACAGCUUUAAGCGACGAAGACAUCGAUAUUCUUUAUGGCAAGAAGGUGCUUGGAUUAGCUCUCCACAAGCUCUUGUAAACACUGUUUGGUUGAACAACGUGCUACAUUUCGGUUUACGUGGAUGCAAAGAGCAGAGAGAACUGCGAUGGGGAGACGUCGUUCUUAAAUCAGAUAGUGAAGGAAGACAAUACCUUGAGUACUCUGUUGAACGGCAAACGAAGACUAGAGCUGGAGGAAGCCCGAGGUAUCAACGUCAAGUGAAGCCGCGUAUGUAUCAAAACAAAACCACCGAGUCCACUGAACGAGCCCCGCUCAGGUUUACAAAGCCUACAAAGACAAGCGUCCAGGAAACAUGUUGAAGCCAGACUCAACGUUCUACUUGGCAGUAAAUUACUUCAUCAAGAGUGAAGGCGAAUUAAAGUCAGAAGGCUCAAAAUGGUUUAAAUCUCAGCCAAUGGGCGUUAACAAGCUCAACAGCUUGAUGAAAGAAAUGACCGAAACGGCGGGAAUCUCUGUGAAAACAAAUCGCAGUGGAGGGGAAACACUAGUUCAAAAAUUACAAGAUAAUGAUGUGCCACCGAAUCAGAUCGUUCAAAUAACUGGCCAUAAAAAUCUACUAUCAAUUAAUAAUUACAGCUCGUUAAGAGAAAGACAAAUCAAGAACAUUUCGAAAAUUUGGUCAUCCUCAUCAUCAACAAUAAAUGCCGUACUGCCAGCAGUGCAACAGAGUCUAAAAAGUCAUUUUACUGAGGCACAUUCAUCGACUUCAGCUGCUGAAAGCACAUUCCAAACAAUGUUUCAAGGAAAUUAUAUCACUGGAGGUGUUUUCAAUAUCAAUCUGGCAGCGACUAAAAAUACAAUCACAAGUCCAGAAGUGGGGCCGAAAGCGAAAAAAAAAGAGAUCUAUAAUUGA